CCCGUACAUUAUGGUCGUGAUCGCGUUGGUGUUACUUCCGUGUGUGGUGGUGCUGGCCGGUGUCACCGUCCGGUGGUUUUUACGCCGCCGUCAAACGUUCUGGCCACGGCAUGGUAUACCGGCGGCCCGGGAUCCCCAUCUCCUGUACGGUAACGUGGCAGGACUGGUGGCAAAACAUCACACCUCCACCAUCUUGCAGUCACUGUACAGGGAGUUUCGCGAGCGUCAGCUACCAGCCGGUGGAUUCAAUCUAUUCUUCUCGCCCGUGCUGCUGCUCGUCGAUCGCCAGUUGAUCGAGCGUGUGCUGGUCAAGGAUUUCGCCCAAUUUCAAGACCGUGGCCUGUACGCCAGUGACAAGGUGAAUCCGUUGAGUGGUGAAACGUUAUUUUCACUGUCCGGUGAUCGAUGGUACCGUAUGCGGCAACAUAUGCUGCCUGCCUUUGGAGUGAGCAGCAUGCGGACAAUGUUUUCGACCACGGCCCGUAUCGCGCAGACGCUGGUUGUUUACAUCCGUGCGCAGAGCAAGCGGCGCGAUCUGGAGUGGACAGAUUUGAUGGCACGCUACACGACGGACGUUAUUGGCAGCUGUGCGUUUGGUAUCGAUUGUCGUACGAUUCGCGACCCGGGGACGGAGUUCCGGGCGAUGGGCUACCGGGCGUUCCGGUGUAGCUUGCGAAGGAUGUGGAAGCUGCGGUUCGGCUAUGCUUUCCGACGGAUUGCUGACGUGUUGCAGCUGUGCGUGAAUGAACCGUCGGUGGAAAGGUUUUUCCUGCAGCUUUGCCGAUCGACGGUUUUGCACCGGGAGAGCUACCAGCUGGUGAAGCGUGACUUUCUGCAGAUGUUGCUGGAAAUGAGGGCGAACGGGCAGCUCGAUAUGACGCAGGUCGCUGGACAGUGCUAUUCGUUUUUCAUUGCUGGAUUUGAGACGUCUGCCAGCUUGAUGUGCUUCUGUUUGUACGAGUUGGCCAAAAAUGAGAACGUGCAGGAGAAGCUACGCGCAACUAUUGUGGCAGCGCUGGACGAAACUGAUGGUCAGCUGAGCUACGACAUGGUGAUGUCUUUGGGGUAUCUGGAUCAGGUUGUGAAUGAAACUCUACGAAUGUAUCCACCAGUGGAUUUUCUAUUUCGCGUUGCAAAUACUGACUACCCGAUAGACGGCUUCGGGACCAUUCCACGUGGGACACUGUUAGUUGUUCCUGUGCAUGCAUUGCAUCACGAUUCCGCAUACUAUCCACAGCCGGAAAUGUACGACCCGGAACGGUUUGCCACUGAACCCAAAGCGAGCCAUAAGCGAGACGGGGCCCCAUUCUUGCCAUUCGGAAUGGGACCAAGACACUGUCUUGGGAUGACAUUCGGACUAAUGCUUGUGAAGACCGGUUUGGUGGAAAUGUUGCGUUCGUUCCGGUUCUCGCUCGAGGUGGAUCGAACACCGGAAACUGUUACCUUUAAACCGCGCUCGUUAGUGCUAGCCCCCAACAGCGGGAUGUACCUUAAUGUGGAGCGGGUUUAACAAAUUGUGAUAAGACUUUGUACCUUA
Molecule: messenger RNA, 1537 nt
Organism: Anopheles maculipalpis
Lineage: Eukaryota; Metazoa; Arthropoda; Insecta; Diptera; Culicidae
Product: cytochrome P450 6a2-like
Exons: 2
Coding region: 11-1510 (499 amino acids)
Molecular function (GO): monooxygenase activity; heme binding; oxidoreductase activity, acting on paired donors, with incorporation or reduction of molecular oxygen
Source: RefSeq, a predicted model, not a curated record